Telopea speciosissima is the source of this 1374-nucleotide messenger RNA. RefSeq names its product serine/threonine-protein kinase SRK2A-like. The coding region runs from base 139 to 1200 and encodes 353 amino acids. Gene Ontology annotation, biological process: intracellular signal transduction; protein phosphorylation. Gene Ontology annotation, molecular function: ATP binding; protein serine/threonine kinase activity. NCBI's taxonomy places the organism in Eukaryota, Viridiplantae, Streptophyta, Magnoliopsida, Proteales, Proteaceae. The record is from RefSeq and is a predicted model, not a curated record. The transcript has 9 exons.
UAAAGUUUCUGAGCUCGAAAUUGAGAAAAGGGAGACAUGAAGAGUAGCUGAAACUUGAAAGAAGUUGAAGUUGCUGAUUUGGAGUUCUUGGUUGUUAGGUAACUGAAGUUUGAUAAUUAGACGAGAAAGAGAAAAAAAAUGGAUAGGUACGAGCUUGUGAGAGAUAUUGGGUCUGGAAAUUUCGGUGUGGCAAGGCUCAUGAGGAACAAGGAAACCAAAGAGCUUGUCGCAAUGAAAUACAUCGAGCGUGGACAUAAGAUCGACGAAAAUGUAGCGAGAGAGAUCAUAAACCACAGAUCGCUUCGACAUCCGAACAUCAUUCGAUUUAAGGAGGUUGUCUUGACUCCGACCCAUCUCGCUAUCGUCAUGGAAUACGCCGCUGGUGGAGAGCUCUUCGAACGAAUCUGCAAUGCUGGAAGAUUUAGUGAAGACGAGGCGAGAUAUUUCUUUCAGCAGCUUAUCUCAGGCGUCAAUUACUGUCAUUCAAUGCAAAUCUGCCAUCGAGACUUGAAGCUCGAGAACACUCUGUUGGAUGGGAGCCCUGCCCCUCGCCUGAAAAUCUGUGAUUUCGGUUACUCCAAGUCGUCUCUGCUACAUUCAAGACCCAAAUCAACGGUCGGAACGCCAGCAUAUAUUGCACCUGAGGUGCUUUCACGGCGAGAGUACGACGGCAAGUUGGCGGACGUUUGGUCGUGUGGAGUUACUCUCUAUGUUAUGUUGGUUGGGGCUUAUCCUUUUGAAGACAAAGAAGACCCCAAAAACUUCAGGAAAACCAUUGGAAGAAUAGUGGCUGCUCAAUACAAAAUCCCAGACUAUGUUCACGUAUCUCAAGAUUGCAGGCACCUUCUUUCUCGCAUAUUUGUUGCAAACCCGGCCAAGAGGAUAACCAUUAAGGAGAUCAAAAGCCAUCCAUGGUUCUUAAAGAACUUACCAAGGGAGCUGACAGAGACUGCUCAGGCAAUCUAUUAUCAGAGAGACAACCCAAGCUAUUCCCUCCAAACUGUAGAGGAAAUAAUGAAAAUUGUGGGAGAAGCAAGAUCACCACCUCCAGUCUCUAGGUCUGUUGGGGGCUUUGGCUGGGGUGGUGAGGAAGAUGAGGAUGGCAAGGUAGAAGAAGGAGAUGUGGAAGAGGACGGAGAAGAUGAGUAUGACAAAAGAGUUAAGGAGGUACAUGCUAGCGGAGAAUUUCCUAUCAGUUAAGGCCUAUUCUCUUUUCUUCAUUAUUAGGGAAAUUGUAAUUUAAUUUUGGAACUCCAUAGACUAGGAUGUUUCGAUAUCUGUGUAUAAAAGUUAUGUACUGCAGCUUCAAACGUCAGGAUUCAGAGGAUUGUAAACUUCUAUUGUUGUCCCAUAAGAGCUCUACAUAUUUAAGAA